This is a messenger RNA of Echinostoma caproni, 174 nucleotides long. Lineage: Eukaryota; Metazoa; Platyhelminthes; Trematoda; Plagiorchiida; Echinostomatidae. The record is from the annotation of a GenBank genome assembly.
CUGAUUGCACAAAAGUCAUUGAUCGGACCGGUACACUCCAUCUCCCCGCCGUUGGAUCUUGUCGGGGACGGACUGGAUGCAAUCGUGGUGCUCUCUGGGCGUGGUUUGCACGUCUUUCAGCACGAUGUGGAUGAUGUACUGACGGUGAUGCGCAAACGUGUUUCCUCGCUUUGA